GAGUGCUUUGAGAGGAGGUGUGGAGUGGAGCCCUCUGUGACUUGGUUGUAUCUAGUGAGCUGUGUGUGGUUGUGUCGAAUUUUACUGUACUGUGUAUAUGUGUAUGUAUCAGUGUGUGUAAGAGAGUGUGUGUUGACAGAUUGGCCUGUGUGUGAGUGCGUGUACACUUUUGCCUGUGUGUUUGUCAGUAUAUGUAGGAGUGUGUGACUUUACAGGUUUGUAUGUGUGUAUGUGUUUGUAUGUGUGUAUGUCUUCUUGUGCGUAUGUGUAUCCCUGUGUGUAUGUGUGUAUGUGUCUGACGUGUGUUUUUCCAGCUUUGCUUGUGUGUAAGUAUGCGUGUUUUGUGUGAAUCUGGGUGUUUGUAAGAGUUUGUGUGAGUAUAAGUUCACUUCUGUGUAGUUCUGUGUGUGUGCCUGUGUGUGUGCCUGUGCCUGUGUGAGUGCCUGUGUGUGUAUGUGUGUGUGUGUGUGUGUGUGUGUCUGUGUGUGCACGUGCCCAUCCCCUUUUGCCCCUUGUAUCUAUAUUACCUGCACCUCAGUGCAAGAGAGUGUAGAGGCCAGAAGUCACCCCGGCUGCUGUUCCUGAGGUAGCAUUAGUACUGAUAAAAUGCCUACAGAGACUGAGGAGGAGUUACCAACCCCUACACCCGAGCCCAGUAUCUCUGAGGAGGGCAACUUCCAUUCCCAAUACCAAGUAUUGGGGACAAUUGGGCAAGGGGGCAACGCCAAAGUCCUCCUGGCCCACCACCGGCUCACAGGAACCCCGGUGGCUGUCAAAGUUCUGCGAAAGGACAAGCAGUGGUUCCAGCCAGCCAUGAUGGAAGCAAACAUAAUGAGAAAGAUCAACCACCCCAACAUAGUGUCUCUCAUACAAGUUAUUGAAAAGGAAACGAGAAUAUACCUCAUAAUGGAGCUGGUGGAAGGCCAAGAACUCUACCAGUACAUCAGAGAGUCAGGGCACAUAGAGGAGGAUGAGGCCCGGCAAAUAUUUGAACAGAUAUUGUCAGCAGUGAGCUACUGCCAUGGAAAGGGGAUUGUUCACCGAGACCUCAAACUGGACAAUAUAAUGAUUGAUAAAAACAAAAAGGUCAAAGUCAUCGACUUUGGGCUUAGCACCCAAUUUCAACCUGGAAAAAUGCUAAACCACCACUGCGGCACGUACUCCUUUGGUUCCCCUGAACUCCUCCUUGGCCAUCGGUAUGACGGGCCGAAGAAUGAUAUGUGGAUUAUAGGAGUGGUCUUGUACUGUAUGGUAGUGGGAAAGCUCCCAUUUGAUUCAGUGAUCAUCCAAGAACUGCAAAGACAAGUAGUGGCAGGGGUAUAUCCUGCUCCCUGUGGGGUUUCAAAAGAACUGGAGGACCUCCUUAGUAAAUUACUGAGGGUAAAUCCCAACUUUAGACCAACAGCAAGAAAGGCGAUGAAACACCCUUGGUUCAAAGAACACUGGAACGGAUUGAUAGGUCCCUAUGAAGAAAUGCUUCCCCUCACACCAGACCCGGCCAUUUUGGAUGCCAUGAAAAGCAUUGGAUUCCAAGCCUCUGUAGUAAAACACUCUUUAAAACAAAGAAAAUAUAAUGAGGAAAUGGCAACUUAUUUCUUUCUACAAAAGCAGGCUCUCCAGGGGGAUGGCUGCACAGCCCAGGCACAGCAAGUGAGUCCCGUUGCAGCACCAUUCCCUAGCCUUGAUCCUGCUGCUGCUUUUAUAUUAGAACCAAAGAGGAGUGGAAGCCUGCCAGUCCUUGGCACCUUGCGGGUGUCAUCCUCCCAUGGUCAUGUAUCUCACUAUGGCCAGAAUGCUCAUCCAAAAGGAGGCAAAAGAUCCACUGUGGCUGGUCGUCUCAGGCCUCUACCGAUGACACCUACACAGGACCACUAUCACAAAUGUGCCGUGAGUGUCCCAUGCAUUCAAAUAACAAGCAUCUUCACUGAGAAGAGUAGCAAUAAGGAAAUCAAAGAAGACAACCCACUCUCCCACAGAGCCCCAUUUGAGGAUAAGCCCAUCCCCAGCAGGGUCCGGCACAGAGGUUUUAAGGGGUGGACCAGGAAUAUAGCAAAUGCCCUGAUAAAGAUGUGUUGCUGCAUGCCAAGGAGAAAGAAACCUCGCCUGGGGCAGAACAGAAUCUCCCCCCAGAAAUGAGCCACAGGGAGAGUCCAGAGAACAAGCAGCAGGCAUAGCCCAGUGUCAUCUGGAAAUUCUUUCAUGUCCUCAGUAUAAACAGUAGGUGAUUUCAGACACAUGGCAAUGUAAAAGACACCAGCAGAAACUACAGCAGCAACAGGAGUAGCAACAAUAGCAGAAGCAGCAUUAGGCACAGCAGCAGCAGGAGGAGGAGAACGAGGAGGGUAGGAGGAGGAGGAGGAAGAUGAAGAGAGGAGGAGAAAGAAGAGGAGGAGGAGGAAGAGAAGGAAGAGGAGGAGAAAGAGGAGGACGAAGAGCAGGGGGAAGAUUUUGAUUCCCUGUCCCCGUGAGAAUUGCUGAUGACUACUUCUGGACACAGAUAUCAUGCUGAGAACUGUUUAUCAAAAUGAUUUAACAGAAUAUUAAUUUUCAUAGAAGACAUGUCAAUGUUCCUAAGGGCAUGCAGCCCGGGAAAAGAGAGCAAGAUGGCAGAGGCAAGCAGUGUGGAAUGUUCUUACUGAGGAAGACCUUCUCAAAGCUGAUGAUGUAAUAGGUAUGAAGGAGCAUUUCAUGGGAGUCACGGUCCCAUGCCCCUGUGUCAGGGCACACAGAGCUCCUAGCCUUGCAUCCUGCGUGAGAGGGGUCCUGGAAUAUUCCCUGAUCCCAUCAGGGUCCUGGAUUGCAUGGUUCCCCCUCAGUUAUGGUCCUCCCUGUGCCUCAUGGGGUACGCAGCUUCUAUGGGAUGAACUUAUAUCAGUGAUUAACUGGAGCUGGACCACAACCACACCACAGGCAAGCCCUGGACACUGAGGACAUUAAGAGCAGCAGACAACAUCUCCUCCACUGCUUCUGACUCUGCUCCACAAGGCAAGGCAGCUCCCACACAGCAGGCAUCCAGCCUAACUCCCAGCAGGGAGAGUGUGAGAUGUCUGUGGAUGAGCCCACAGGGACUACAGGAUUCUGUGGGAAGACAUCUGGUAGGUUCUGGAGCAGCUGCAGCAGCCAGGACACAUGAACUACAGUGGAGGUGAGCUAUAGGAACAGGUAGCAAAGAGCCUGAUCUGGGGAAUGCUGAUCUGAAUCCCUGGGUGCAGGCUGGAAUGGUCACUCAGGGCUAUUAGAGUGAAGGCCAGCCAAGGGCAUACAAUGUGUCACUAACAUUCUCAAAGUCUUGUACAGGAAAUAAACCACUGGCCUUGACCAGUAAAGUUGAGUCCAGACUCAUGGGCUACAGGAUAGCAGAUUGAACUGAGUCUGAAUUCCCAUGAGUAUGACCUCUGGCUUCUCCCUAGGCUCAGUAUAGAUGAGCAUGAGAAGGCACCAUUGCUGUGUUUGCAGGAGUAGCAGAGAGCUCAGAAUACAUGACCCACUCCUAACCCAGACUGGAGCCACUCUGGGGAGGAGAUGGCAUCAUUUGAGAGAUGGGCUUAUGCGGGACACUGUGCUCUGGUUUGUGGCACAUACAGCUCCUGUCUUUCUUGCUGACAGUUCAGAUCCUCAGCUGGCCUCAUCACGGACAGUCCCAUGAGGAGUGGGUGUUUGUUUCCUGCUUCCCAGUUAGGGCAGGAACAAGCCCAGACGCAGUGAGUGAGGACAGUGCUUCUGUCUUGACCCAGCUUCCUUGUCCUCCCCCCUCCCCCAACUCAUAUCAGGAGCCACCCAGAGACCUUCAUAGGAGUGUGGGUCAUGUUAAUCGGAAUGCACAGCUGGAGAUUAAAUUCUGGGUAAGGUCUCCAUACAGCCCUGGUGGCUCCCACACCCUGCCUACCUAAGUUUUCCCAAUUGGGUCCUCAAGGUCGUGGAGAAUCUUCUACAGGCUGCCAUGAAGAUACAGCCAGUUUCUUGGUAACAUUGUGUUUAGCAGAGGUUCUCUGCUUCAGGCACAGAGACUUCCAGUGAGAGGGUUUGCUGAGUAGCACACCAGGACCAGAAAAGUGUAGAGCCCUCCAGUGGUAGACAUGAAGUACUGCAGGAGUUUAUUUCCUGAUUUCUUCACAUCUACCUUGUUCUAAAGGCUUUUUGUCAGACACAUAGGGACCUAAGAAACUUGAGUUUGCAACCCCAUAGGGAACCCAGGACACUAAACCAUCAGCCCUGUUAAACGUCGGCAGAGGACAGUCUGGGAUCUAUGUUUGUAGAAUGGCUCUAGAGUAGAAUGAAGACUGAUUGACCAGCCAGUCAAGGAGAGUUAGGGACAGUUAGAGACUUGGAGGAGAGCAUGAGCGGCAGACACAGCAGAGUCCAGGCCAACAGUGGAACCAGUUCAUUUAAUAGAGACGCAUAUGCCCUCCCAAAAGGCUAUCAGCUUAAGGCCCUGCACUGAAGACCUGACCCAAUAACAUGCCCAAUUUACCCAUCACCCACCUGUGGCUUGUGGAGGGUCCUCAGGGUAGAUCCUAAAGUCCAUCAUGGCUGAAAGGCAGAAGUUUGCACAUCAUUGCAAUGUGGAGGCUACUCUCUGCUGAUGGGACCCACACAGUCUGUGAAAAAGUUUGCUUAAGUGAAAGUUGGCCGUCCUUGAACUCUCUGGUCUUCCAGGGUAGUUUGUGUUGACCACAUGCAGAGUCAUUCCUGAAAAACAUAAGUGCCAAAAUUCAACAAUAGGGAGAGAAUCCUGUGCCAGAUGGAAUCCUUCAGGCCAGUGCGGAUUUAGAGACAUCCUAUGCCAUGGCAUGUAGGCUCCCAAGGACUUCUAGGAUCAAUGUGAGCCACACAAGAGCCCACAGUCCAUCCUGGGAGAACAUUAAAGUAUCUGGAAUUAUCAGGGACCCUAAGGUAGGUUCGUCAGGAUAUGGAGCUGAUGCAUGGUGGGAUGCUUGGAGGAUACAGCCUAAGGCAAUGUAGAGGAAAGUGUGUUAUGAGAGCUAAGACAGAGCAACCACACUGUCUGAGAACAAGUUUGCUUAAGUGAAAUUUGGCCGUCCUUGAACUCUCUGUUCUUCCAGGGUAGGAUGGCCUAUCGGGCCCAGGACAGAGCGACUAUGCCAGAAUCAAUGGUCUAUAAUAGAGAUGGAGAAGGUGUCAGGAUGGGACUUGGGCAGUGGAUGGAGCUCUAUGACUGCAAAGCCUGCCUAGGCUCCAAGGACCCAGAGCUGGCUGCUGCAGGAAGUCCUAGAUCACAACUCUGCAGUUCCUCUUCCCAGGUCUUGCUUUUAACUACUGGACCCAACACAAAGCCUCCCUUGCAGGCUUACCAGAGCAUGAAAAUGAAAUGGCCACCUCCUGUAACAAGGAAGACUUCUAGAAGAGGAAGUAGACAUCAAUACAUUCACAAAACCUUCAACUCGAAAUCUGUCUUGCCAAUAAGUGUGCAGGGAUAAAGGUAAAGCAGAUAUUGAGGGACCAACCAAUCAAUGACUGACACAAAGUGAGAUCUGUCUCAUGUGACAGACACAACCUCUGACGCUAUUUAUGAUAUUCUUUCUGAUUUACUUGCAGACAGAAAAGUAGCACACCUGUCUCCAGAGGCUUCACUCAGCAGCUGAAAGCCACAGCCAAUCCUCAGAUGGAGCUCGGGAAGUCUUGUGGAAGAGUGGGGGAGAGUGCCAAGCAAACUGGUUGGGUUAAAACAAUACAAGAAGUCCCCUACCGUCAGAUACCUUGGACCAUGGAGUAUGCUAGAGCCUGUGCAACCAACCCCAGAGCCGGGUUAGCUAUCUGCCGUUGGUUUCCAUGUGGGUCAUCUGACAAGUAGAUCCAGGACUGUCUGUCUGUGUUGCCUGCAUUGGAUCUGUUCCCAUACCCGGACUGCCUGAUUGUAAAUCUGUGGGGCAGAAUGUGCUCGGUCCACCUGGGACUAGAAGUCCCGGGAUGGUGUGGUACCCAAGGGACUCUCCCCUUGUCUUAAGAGAAGGGAGAGCAUUAUGGUAGAAAGGAUUUUAAGGUGGGACUGGGAAGGGAAGAGGGAGAGUGACUGGGAUCAGGAUGUAACCUGAAUAAAGAAGAAAUUAUUGGAACUAAAAAAGUUAGCCUGGAAAAUGGAAAGAUUGGUAAGUGGCUAAGAGCACUGAAUGCUCUUCCAGAGGUCCUGAGUUCAAAUCCCAGCAAACACAUGGAGGCUCACAAAUGUCUCUAAUGACAUCUGAUGCCCUCUCUGGUCUUUCUAAAUACAGCUACCCUGUACGUAUGUAUAACGAAUGAUUGAAUGAAUGAAAGAAUGAAUAAAUAAAUAAAUAAAUAAAUAAAUAAAUAAAUAAAUAAAUACAUUUUACCCUGUCUUAGUUAUCAGGCAAUGAAUAAAAUGUCGAGAAAAUGUUCAAAACCAUGUCAUGGAUUGCCUGGAUCUUUUAGAUCUGCAGGAAACAUCUCAAGGAAGAACAAGAGAGGGUGGAGAAGAAUGUAGAAGGGUUUGAUCCCUGAAGUUCCUCAGUGUCCACUAGCACAGCACUUGUCUUUGGGAGGUGACAUCUUUCACUCUUCCAGACUGUCUCACCAAUCAGAAUUACAAGCUCUGUGGAUUAACCUGUAAGAAGGACAGUUGCUCUUGGGCCAAUAUGGAGGUUCCUGACCUCUCAGCAAGCUCACUGCUGCCUUUUGAGGUCUCUGGAGGGUGAGCAAAAUGAAGACACACAGAGUAGCCUCAGGUUGAGUCAGCCAGGCCCAGGGGGCUCAGUGGUGUCUCUCAGAUUCCCAGGCCCUCCCUGAGAUUGAACACACUACACAGUGUAAGAGGAUUAGGGGAUAACCAGGAAAUGCAGUUGCUCAGGUGUCUGGCUCUGUAGGAGGGAAAUAAAUCACAGUGGAAAGCUUCAGGACAGUCAGGUGACCUGAGCCCUCCACAGAGUCUAAGUCCAGACUCACAGACAUUCAUCUGUCCACAAGUCUCCUAAACACAGGCCUUGUCUGACCUGCAGUCCAGAGUAUGUUAUCGUACAGUGUCCCUUAGAGAGAGGACAUACUUUCCAGUUAGGCCUCUUCUGUGUCACACUGAGACUGGGUUUGUUGUACAGGUGAUGCAGAUGGGGACUGGACACAAGUGGCAGUCUAUCACAGAUCAUGCAAUAAGUAAAUACAUAAAUAAAUAAAU
Messenger RNA from Rattus norvegicus (Norway rat), 7144 nucleotides. Lineage: Eukaryota; Metazoa; Chordata; Mammalia; Rodentia; Muridae. The record is from RefSeq and is a predicted model, not a curated record.